UGUGAAGUUGUGACAUUGUCGAACUACGAGGAGACGGAUGGAAGUUCAAGAUUCUCUUCCAAGGCUUCAACGGACAUUGCUGUUACGACGUGUGCUGUUGGACGUGACGUAGCGUCGGUUGGAUCGCUUCGUCGUGAAGUCAGAGCGCCGGCACCCAUCGGCUUCGCCACUGAAGUCGAGGAUCUACUUUUCGCUGGUACCUCGCCCAAGAAGUCGGAGGACACGAAGAAACACUCGAAGAAUGCUUCAGGCAAAUCCGACGAGGGUGGCUACUACAAGGCUUAUGGCAGCGACGCCGAGGGCGAAAAAGGAUACGUCAAGCAAACUUACAGCAAGGGAGAUAAUGGGUACAAGACACUAGACACUUUCCAUAAGCAGGAUGGCGAUAAUUAUGGCUUCGAGAAGCAUACCGCCUUUGGCAAAGCUCAGGGCGGAGAGAACAAGGGUUCCCAUGGACACAGUGGCAGCUACAAGAAUCACGACGGCGACGACGACCACGAGGGUGCCGGCACAAUUGUCGAGAGUCAUUACGUGAGUCCGCAUGGUGGCGACGCUGGUCACUACAGUGGCGAAGGUGAGGGUGAACAUUACAGUUCCGGUGGCGAGGGCGAACAUUACACUUCCGGCGGCGAGGGCGAACAUUACACAUCCGGUGGUGAUGGCGGUCAUCACGUAUCCUCAGGCGAUUCUGGGGACGGAGAAUAUUCAAAUGCUGGUGGGCAUAACGAGCAGUAUUCCACUGGGGGUGGUGAGGAGGGUGCUUAUGGAAGUCACGGAUCUUAUUCCAGCGACGGAGAUGGAAGUCAUUAUUAAUUAACCAAAGAUUAGCAGUAUCAGGUUACUACAGUGCGUAGACUAACGUAGCUUAGACUAGAUAGAAUCCAAAGCAUCAAUGUCCUGUACAUAUAUUUAAAUUCGUCUCAUCCUUGUUAACCAUUAAAGCUGUUAAUUAAAAAGA
Cephus cinctus (wheat stem sawfly) is the source of this 958-nucleotide messenger RNA. RefSeq names its product cold and drought-regulated protein CORA. The transcript is spliced from 4 exons. Lineage: Eukaryota; Metazoa; Arthropoda; Insecta; Hymenoptera; Cephidae. The record is from RefSeq and is a predicted model, not a curated record. The annotation marks the transcript as partial.